AUCAAAGACAAGGACUUGAAAAAAAAUGUAGGCACAGCUGUUGGCAUUUCCUUAACUCUGAUUGCCUCUGGAAUCCACAUUCUCCACUCCUUCGUCACAGUUUUUGUGAACAUUUUAAUAAUCCUGUUUGUGAAUAAGAAUUUAUUUCAGGCAAUGUCAUUUGGCCAGUUUUGUCUUCUCUUUCCUUUAUUUGCUCUUCUUCCGCUCAACUAUCCACUUUGGGAUUCCAUACCCGCCAGCUCAUACAAAUUUAGUUCAAAUGAUGCUCACUUUAAAGUUAGUUGGUUUAGCAUUUGAGGUAAACUCCACUCACAACUCCCAGAAAAAGAGAGACACGUCUGAAAAAAAUCAAGAGGAGAAAGAUGAAGCCAAUAGAAUUGAGCCGACUUGUGUUGAUAUUAUUCACUAUGCGUUUAAUUAUGUGGGCGUAUUGACUGGCCCUUAUUACCGAUAUCGCACUUUUGUCGAUUAUUUAAACUUUCCAUUUUUCGAAUAUGCAGACUGGAAGAAAGCAACAAUUGACAAACUUAAAUAUGUUCCUCUUUUUGCUGUAUUAUUUCUAUGGGGCUCUUAUAAUUGGCCAUUAUCAUAUGCAAUGUCUGACGAAUUUUAUGAGAAAUCAUGGUUGUAUCGCUAUUGGUACAUUUGGCCCAAUUUUUUUAUCUUCAGGAUGAGAAUUUAUGUGGGAUUAGUACUAUCGGAAUGCGUUUGUACCAUGGCAGGUUUUGGAGCGUAUCCCACUUUCACUAACCCCAAACCGGGUCAGGGACCAUCAGAGAAUUUCCAUGAAAUGAAAAAACUCUUAUCAAAUGAAGAUGCAUUAAAAAAGACUGAAUACGAUUUUGAAACUAUCCAUAAUAUUAAUCCAUAUGGGGCCGAUUUUUGCACCACAUACCGGGAAGCGAUGAAACAUUGGAAUAUCUGUAUCCAGUAUUGGUUGGCCGUCAAUGUUUACAAAAGGUUCCCAAGCAAAAAAUACAGAACUGCUGUUACCAUGUUAGUGUCUUCCUUUUGGCAUGGGGUCUACUCUGGUUAUUACGUGUGUAUCGGAACUGCGCCCCUAUGUCUUCUGCUUGAGGAUGUUUAUUACAAAUUAUAUCUCAAGGACAGAAAAGGACCGUAUUUCAAAAUAUUAGAAUGGGUUCAUUGGUUUUUCAGGAUGCAUUUCUUUUCAUAUCAAGGCAUUGCGUUUUUGUUACUUGAAGUUAAUCUCAUUCUGAAAUAUUAUAAUUCGAUUUAUCACGCCGGAUUGGUUUUGUGGGUAAUUUUGUAUGUUGUGGGGUUCCAACUGUUGAAAAACAAGAGGCGCAAGGAGAAAAAAUUAGCCGAGGAAGCAGCAAAAAAUGAAUAAUUUGACAGGGCAUAGGCUAGAUUUUAAGCAAAUGUGUCUUCUCUGUAGUGUAGUACAAAAAGAACCAAAAAUAUUUUAAUAAAGGUGAUUUUGAAUAUAAAAAAUUUUAAAAAGUAGAUUUUUGUAAAAUGAAUUUGUACUGUGCAGGACGUAACGUUUGGGGCCAUAACAUUGUUUAUAUAAUGUGGAAAAUAAAAAUUUGCAUAAAAUAAA
Messenger RNA from Tribolium madens (black flour beetle), 1564 nucleotides. It is a transcript of the gene frj, whose product is annotated as lysophospholipid acyltransferase 7. The record is from RefSeq and is a predicted model, not a curated record. Bases 260 to 1351 code for a protein of 363 amino acids. Gene Ontology annotation, molecular function: lysophospholipid acyltransferase activity. Lineage: Eukaryota; Metazoa; Arthropoda; Insecta; Coleoptera; Tenebrionidae. The transcript is spliced from 6 exons. Gene Ontology annotation, biological process: phosphatidylinositol biosynthetic process; lipid modification. Gene Ontology annotation, cellular component: mitochondria-associated endoplasmic reticulum membrane contact site; membrane.